Molecule: messenger RNA, 4818 nt
Organism: Alosa alosa (allis shad)
Lineage: Eukaryota; Metazoa; Chordata; Actinopteri; Clupeiformes; Clupeidae
Gene: cgnl1
Product: cingulin-like 1
Cellular component (GO): myosin complex
Source: RefSeq, a predicted model, not a curated record
UUCAAGGAGUCGCAAAACAAGACUUGCAACAAGUGGCUUUGAUACAAUCUUGCAAGAACUAUGGCUGUCUCUUGUGGUUUAAAAACUCUGGGAUAAUUUCACGCUGAUAUCCAACGUCUCCACUGUUUCCCAGUCGCUGCAGUGUAAGUCCGAGUCCAGGACUUUUGGCUGGUCUUACGCCCGAGAUCCCGAUGGAGUCGUACCGCGUGGGAGCUGCCCCCGGGCCCACCCUGCAGCCAGUGUACCCCCCCCAGGUGCCCCGUGGAGCUAAGGGCCAAGCCAACGGCAGCUACGGCCUCAGCAUCCGCGUCCAGGGCAUCGAUGGCCACCCCUACGUGGUCCUCAACAACCAGGACCGCCCGUCCAACCCGUACCCGCCCAGCAACGGCCACCACGACCCCGAGGGCUCCUUCAUCGAUGACUACCAGGAGUACGACUUCCGCGGGCCCAGCCCGUUCGUGGAGUUCCGCUCGCAGAACCCAGCUGGUGCCGGUACCAGUGGGCCCCCCGCGAUGGGCCUGAAGGAGAACCAGGACCCGCAGCAGGCGGCCCGGAGGAGCCCCAACCUGCUCAACUUCCAGAAGCACCCGGAGCUGCUCAAGCCCUACGACCCAGACAGCAACACGCUGGAGGCCUUCCGCAGCCACCCCACGCGCCCUCAGGGGGCGCCGCUACCCGACAGCGCUGUGCCCACCGCUGCCCACACCGGGUCCUCCAGCCUGGAGCGGCCACGCACGCCCACUGGGCAGCAGGUGCCCAAGAUGCCCGCUCCGUCUCAGGCCCAAACCUACCCCAGGCCAUACCUGUCCAAGAGCUCCACACAGGGGCCGCCUCAGAGCCAGAACCAGGCCCAUCCCGCAGUCCAGUCUCAGGUCAAGCCCAAAGCACAGCCCCAAACACCAGCUCCAGCUCCUGCCCCAGUUCCUGCCCCUGCUCACCCCCCCCAGACUAAACUGACCCCAGCUCCGCGCAUUCCGCUGCCCCAGGCUGCCCCCACCGCGCCAGCGGCAGCGCCUCUUGCGUCCAGACGCUCUCCCAGCGUGGCCAGCAGUGCCAACUCCAGCCUGGAGCGCGCCUCCGGUGCCGGUUCCGUCUCUACUGGGAGUCCGGGUCGUGCCCGCGAGCCCGACGUCCUGCCUCUGCGGCGAGUGGACUCCAGCGGGCCGGUCCUGCAGUCGACGUCAUCGUUCGCCCCCCGGUCCCGCAACUCGUCCACCUCCUCCACAGCGACCAGCAGCUCGGCGACCGCAUCCCGCACUCUGUCGCCGGGACGUCCGCCGUCAGACGAGCUGGAGGCGCUCUACGCCGAGUCCAUUAACCGCCACAAGAACCGGCGUUACAUCCCCUUCCUGCCCGGCACUGGCCGAGACAUCGACACCGGACCGCUGCCCGCCGUGGAUGCGCUCAUCAGCCACUUCGACGGGACGGGCACUGGGACCCAGCGGCCCGGGGCCAGCGACGGGCCGGAUCGACCGGAGGACCCAUCGGCAUGGCGCGUGGACAGCGCUCUGCCCUUUGGUCUGUCCAGCGGCGGAGACUAUCUGGAGCAGGUGAGUCGUGACCGGGGCCGCUCGGGGGAGCACGUGCUGCGUCCGUCCCAGCUGGGGCUGAAGAAGGGGUCGGGAGGGUGCGGCGUGUCCCCCACCCUGACCCUCCCCGCGGGACGCCGCGCAUCUGCCAGGGACCCUCCGCGGGGGAGCAGCGCUCCAGGGUCGCCCCAGGGCUCUCUGCCCAGGAAAGAGGCCUCUGCACUGGGCUUUGGCAGACUGGAGACCAGGUCCUCAGGGCUACCCCAGGAGGAGGACCAGGCCAGGCAGGGGCAGCCCCAAGGCCAAGGGACCAGAGCCAUCGCCUUAACGUCUCUGUCCAGACCGAACUCCAGGACCAGCAGCAGCCCCAAGGCCAAGGGACCAGAGUUAGAGGCACAGGUUACCCCUGACCUACUGAAAGGUCAGCAGAACGUGGCCCAGCAGACUCAUGAGGAGACCGCCAAACAGAUCCUCUUCAGCUACCUGAAGGCCGGGAGCAACGAUAACGAUGACACGACCAAGAGAAAGGUCAACCUGGUGUUUGAGAAGAUUCAGACCCUCAAGUCACGGGCUGCAGGGAGCGCCGAAACCACGGUUCCUGACCAGGCCUUCCAGGCGAAGGCUCUGGAGGAGCAGAAAGUGGAGCUGGAGAAGCAGGUGUCUGACCUGAAGGCCCGUCUGGAGGAGGAGACCAAGAAGCAGAAGUCUCUGCUGGCGGUCCAGAGAGAGGCUGGCGAGGGCAUGAAGGGCCUGCAGCAGCAGCUGGACAAGAGCCUACAGGAGAGCACUCAGCUCCGGGAGAAACUGGCCAAGACAGAGACCGACCUGCGCACAACACUGGAGGAGCUGUUCCAGGUGAAGAUGGAGCGUGAGCAGUACCAGACGGAGAUCAGGGACCUGCAGGACCAGCUGUCUGAGAUGCACGACGAGCUGGACGGCGCUAAGAGAGCCGCCGCAGAUGGGGCCGACAAGGAGGCCAUACUGGAGGACCUGGUGCAGCUGAAGCUGGACCUGCAGGAGGUGGUGUUGGCUAAGGAGGAGCAGGAAGAGGUGCUGAGGAGACGCGAGCGUGAGCUGACCGCUCUGAAGGGGGCGCUCAAGGACGAGGUGUCUACGCACGACCAGGAAGUGGACAAGCUUCGAGAGCAGUACGAAAAGGAGAUCCGCAAGCUGCAGACCAACAUGGACGAGGCCAAACAGAGCAGUGUGGCGGUGGCUCGUGAGCGUGCGGAGGUGGACGCGGCACGCGGGGCGGCCGAGGGCCAGGUGGGGCGGCUAUCCCAGGAGGCCGAACGGCUGCGUCGGCGCGUGCAGGAACUGGAGAACGAGGUGGCCAAACUCAACCGCAUCAUUGACGAGGCCAAGCUGCAGGAGAACCGCCUGGCCGAGAGACUGGGACGACUGGAGAAAGAGAAGAAGUUGGUGGAGGAGGCCCUGGCUGAAGUGAGAGAGGAGGAGGAGGAAAUGUCCAGGGCCAACAGAGCACUGACCACCCGUCUGGAGGACGUGCAGAGGAACCUAAGUCGUCUGACGGUGGAGCACCGUGAGCUGGAGGAGCGUCUGAGGGAGGAGCGCAGCCAGAAGGAGCAGUUCAAAAGCACCAAGAACCAGAUCGAGGAGGAGAGACGCUUACUGGACCGCACCGUGGAGAAACUACAGAGAGAGAUGAAUGAGAUUGUGGAGGCGUCUCAGAGCUCUACCCAAGAACUGCAGGAUCAGAUCGACGCGUACAAGGAGAAGAACCGGAGAGAACUGACGGAACUUCAGAGGCAGCUGAGAGAGAGAACCGCAGAACUGGAACAGUCACGGCAAACAGCCAAGACCCUGCAGGAAGAGGUACAACACACACACACACACACACACACACACACACACAGGUCGCACAGUGUCAGGGCUGCGCCACGAGUUGAGCUGAAAGUGUUUGACCUGGAGGUGGAGGCCGACACACGCCACCAGACCAAAGACGACAAGACCAGACAAAUCAAAAUGCUGGAGGAGCGUAUAAGUCAGCUGGAGAUGGAUCUGGAUGAGGAAAGGCAGAGUGGAGAUCAGCUGAUGGACAGGAUAGACCGAGGAAGAGAACAGGUGGAGCAGAUGAGGAGUGAACUCUUGCAUGAGAGAUCCGGCCGACAGGACCUGGAGUGUGACAAGAUGGCUCUAGAGAGACAGAAUAAGGACCUGAAGAGUCGUGUGGCCCACCUGGAGGGCUCCCAGAAGUCAAAUAAGGAGGGCCUAGUCUCCCAACUGGAGGCCCGUAUCCAGGAGCUGGAGGAGAGACUGGAGGGAGAGGAGAGGGAGAGGGCCAAUCUGCAGAUGGCCAAUCGCAGACUGGAGAGAAAGGUGAAGGAGAUGAUGAUGCAGGUGGAUGAUGAACACAACUCACUACAGGACCAGAAAGACCAGCUGAACCUACGUCUGAAGGCUCUGAAGCGUCAGAUGGACGAGGCGGAGGAGGAGAUUGACCGCCUGGAGCAUGGCAAGAAGAAGCUGCAGAGAGACCUGGACGAACAGCAGGAGGCCAACGAACAGCUGCAGAGCCAGCUCAAGGCCCUCAGGAGUGAGAUGAGGCGUAAGACCACCUCGGCUCCCAUCCUCAACACAGACCUGGACGAUGACGAUGAUGAUGACAUCAGUACUGACGGAGAAACCUACUUCAGCUCGUCGUCCGGCUACAAGCGCUCUAGCAGUCAAGACAACAUCAUCUCAACUUACACACUGUAACACACACACACACACAAACACUGUAACACACACACACACACACAUGCAUCUGUUACUGACUGGGCCCUGUAUGAACUCAGGCCCACAGACCCAGAGGAAUCCCAUCAGUCUGGUGUUCUGGGCCUCAAGGGACACCGUACCACUGAACAAAUACCUGUCACCAUGUCGAGAACAAGUCUAAAUAUUCUGUUUUUGUUUUUAUUUUUCAGCAUUUUAUCCUUUUAUCGUCCUUCUGUAUAGCCUUUCUCUUUUGAACCCUAGCUCUUGUAUUUACCACAGCAAUAUGUAAAUGAUUCAAUGUUUUUCUGUUUUUAUUUUGUUUGUUUUUUAAACAAAGUGCAUUUUAAAGACCAACCAAUCCGAACCAUUCCUGCCGACACAUGUCACUCAUUCCUGCCGACACAUGUCACUCAUUCCUGCCGACACAUGUCACUCAUUCCUGCCGACACAUGUCACUCAUUCCUGCCGACACAUGUCACUCAUUCCGGCCUUAAGUGGACGUGGAGAGAAGGCGCAAACGAGGGAGACGUUACCGAUUCUCUGUGCCUGCCCGGGCGCCAGAGUGAAG